Molecule: messenger RNA, 525 nt
Organism: Mesoplodon densirostris (Blainville's beaked whale)
Lineage: Eukaryota; Metazoa; Chordata; Mammalia; Artiodactyla; Ziphiidae
Product: protein Hikeshi-like
Exons: 2
Coding region: 1-525 (174 amino acids)
Biological process (GO): protein import into nucleus
Cellular component (GO): nucleus; cytosol
Molecular function (GO): nuclear import signal receptor activity; Hsp70 protein binding
Source: RefSeq, a predicted model, not a curated record
AUGUUUGGCCGCUUGGUGGUGGGGAGGCUGGUACAGACUGCUGCACAGCAAGUGGCAGAGGAUAAAUUUGUUUUUGGUUUGCCUGAUUAUGAAAAUAUCAACCGUGCUGUGGUUUUUAUGCUGGGAACAGUCCCAUUUCCUGAGGGAAUGGAAGGAUCUGUCUACUUUUCCUAUCCUGAUUCAAAUGGAAUGCCAGUAUGGCAACUCUUAGGAUUUGUCACGAAUGGGAAACCAAGUGCCAUCUUCAAAAUUUCAGGUCUUAAAUCUGGAGAAGGAAGCCAGCACCCUUUUGGAGCCAUGAAUAUUGUCCGAACUCCAUCUGUUGCUCAGAUUGGAAGUUCAGUGGAAUUACUGGACAGUCUGGCUCAGCAGACUUCUGUAGGUAAUGCUGCUGUGUCUUCAGUUGACUCAUUUACUCAUUUUGCUUCAUUUGAUGUCUCUCAGGCCCAGAUGACACCAAGUCCAUCUGAAAUGUUCAUUCCAACAAAUGUGGUUCUGAAAUGGUAUGAAAACUUUCUAAAAUGA